Messenger RNA from Wallemia ichthyophaga EXF-994, 1092 nucleotides. RefSeq lists its product as uncharacterized. The transcript has 6 exons. Gene Ontology annotation, cellular component: mitochondrion; membrane; glycine cleavage complex. Bases 1 to 1092 code for a protein of 363 amino acids. The record is from RefSeq and is a predicted model, not a curated record. Gene Ontology annotation, biological process: protein lipoylation; glycine decarboxylation via glycine cleavage system. NCBI's taxonomy places the organism in Eukaryota, Fungi, Basidiomycota, Wallemiomycetes, Wallemiales, Wallemiaceae.
AUGUCCCUGAGAGCGCGAGCAGGAAUCAUAGCAUUCAGCAGUCUGAGCUUUGGGCUGAUAUGGUAUGGUGAUCACAAGCUCACUGAACUAGGAAUAAGCGAAUGGAUGGCGGCGCAAAACAUAUCAAAGUCCAUGUUUCUGACGAUUUUUGCGGGUGUUUGGGGAUCAAUGCUUACGCACUUAUCGAUAAUAGUUGACCAGGUAUGCAUGACUGCAGCGACUAAGCGGAUCGCGAGAACAUUAACAGUAGUCGUACUUCCAGCGAAUAUCACCAUCACAAUGAUAUACUGGCCAUUGUACCUUUUCUUCAGGCAUUUGAUCGCCCAGAGCUCAGAUUUCAAGAUGCCGCUUGUGACUGAUAUGAUGGUGCACUUGCUACCGGGCGCAACAUUGCUAAUUUACACUCUCUUCUUCGAGGAUUCUAAGCGGGCAAAGAUGUUUGGAAGAGACCUCUGCAAGUAUGUCCUAACCGCCCUGGGCUAUAUCUUAUGGAUCGAGUAUAAGGCGUAUGAGAAUCACGACAAGAUCAUGAGGUACCCUUAUCCAUUUCUGAAUGUAACAGGGAGUGCUGGCAGGUUACUCGAGGUAAAUGAAUCGAUUACGUCUACCAUCAUGUUCUCGGCACUUAAAACAAUCCCUAGAGUUAAUUCGAUCGGCAGAAUUGGAUUAAGAAGCACUGCCACUUCAUUUGCUGCCUUCAGAGGCAUUACUACCAAACGCUUCACCAAGCAGCACGAGUAUGUCACUUAUGACACUGACAGCAAUAUUGGUACCGUUGGUAUCACUUCCCACGCCCAAAACAGCCUCGGUGAUGUUGUUUUCGUUGAAUUGCCAACGGUGGGAAGCGUAGUGAAGCAGAGCGAGCAAAUCGGCGCUGUGGAGAGUGUCAAAGCUGCUUCUGAUAUCUACGCACCACUCGCCGGUGACGUAGAGGCUGUAAACGAGGAGCUCAACGAGCGCCCAAAUCUCCUCAACAAAUCACCAGAAGAUGAAGGCUGGCUCUGUAAGCUGAGAGUUACUGCACCAGAGCAACUUGAAGCACUUCUCAACGAGGAUUCUUACAAGGCAUUUACCGAGUCGUUGGAGGAAUAG